AUGAAACAAGAUUAAUAUAUACAGCUUUUAAGAGAUUCAUAAGCAAUUAAAUUAAGGGAUGAAUUAACUUAAUUAUAAUCAAAAGCUCAUGAUUAUGUUAUAUAAUAAAUGAAACUUUUAGAAUCCAAAUAUAAAUAAUAAUUGUUAUUAAUAGUUGAAUAGCAUUAAGAAUGUAAGUUGAUUUGUGAAUAACUCAGAUUUAAAAAUGAGUAAUAUUCUAAACUCUUAUUAGAAUAAGAAUUUAAAUGUAUUUAGACAAAAAAUUAUGUAAGUCUUGAAAUUGUUAAUUAACUUUUAACCUAAAAGAUAAAUUCCCUAUUAUUACAACUUAAAAAUCAUAAUAUCAUUUCUGAAUCUGAAUAUUUCAAUUAAAAAAAUAUGCUUUAAAAAAAUAUUGCAGAAGUGUUUCUUAAUUCUGAUGAACAACAUCAAUCAGUAUUCACUAUACCAAAUAAUUAAAAUUCAAAGCCAUUCUAAAUAACUUAAUAAACAUUUAAAUAAGAAAUUCAAAGUUAAAUAAAUAAUUAUAAUUAAGUUCAAUUUAAUUAAUAUAAUUCUAUUGCUACAUAAACAGAACUAAUAAAAAAGAAAAAAGUAAAAUCUAUGAAAUAGUCAAAUUAGACAAAUGAAUUAAAGUAAAGUCUUCCUAUAGAUUUAUCCAAAGAAUUACUGGAAUGUAAGAAAUCUAUUUAAGAAUUAUAAUAAAGUAAGAUUGAUUUAUAAAUUACAAAUGAAAAGUUAAAAUCAUAAAAUCAAAAUCUCUUAACCAGAUUAAAUUAGAAAUUAAAUACUUAAAUCAAAUCUAAUGAUGUAAAUAAGAAAAAUACAUAUACACCACAUAUAAUCAAAAAGUUUCUAAAAUUUGAUGAUAUACUUUUUAAAAAUGUAAGACCAUUUUCGAUGGCUUAAAGUUUUGAUUUGAGAUAAGGAAAUUUAAGUAGUCGAUAAUUCUUUACAAGACCAAAUACUUCAGCUCCAAAUACUACUAGAAAUAGAUUCAAUUAAACUUAGCAACCAUCAUGUUUAGGUCAUCAUAUUAUAUAAUGA
This is a messenger RNA of Paramecium pentaurelia, 1047 nucleotides long. Lineage: Eukaryota; Ciliophora; Oligohymenophorea; Peniculida; Parameciidae. The record is from the annotation of a GenBank genome assembly.